Adineta steineri is the source of this 1182-nucleotide messenger RNA. The record is from the annotation of a GenBank genome assembly. Lineage: Eukaryota; Metazoa; Rotifera; Eurotatoria; Adinetida; Adinetidae.
AUGAAACAUAGAGCUACUCGUCGACGAACACUCCCACAAGCACGAGAAACAACUAAUAUUAUGGCGGGUAAAUCGUUAUCUCAUCAUAAAAUUAAUCGGCCAUAUCGACCAACAUUAUUACAAGAACAAACAAUUGAAAAGCAACAAAAACGAUUCGAUACAGUAAAUCAAAUGUUAGAAAAAGUGUCGAGUAAGCCAGUGAACACGUCAUUGAAUUACAACAAUAAUAAUCAUAGUCCAACUGAAAAUGGACAUGAUGAUGGAUCUGAAGUUUCAAUCGUUGGAUAUCUGAAAGCCAAACCAAUCAAAUUUCAAACACUUGAUGAUCUUCUUCAAAAUUUUCCAUCUGUCCGUACUGCACUUCUUAAAAAACGAACCAUUCCAUCUUCAUCCUCUUGCACUGAAGCUAUUACUUCAAGUUUAUCAUCAUUACAAAUAACUCCACAAGCAUCAAUUACACCUACUCUUUCAACUAAAUCUGCUUGGCGUACACGUCGAACAUUUGCAUUAGAUGAUGAUGAACUUCGACUUGUACAAACAAUAGUAAGUGGUGAUGAAAAGGAAUCAUUUGGAAUGAUUGGUGAUCAACCAAUAACUCGUAGAGACAUUCGUACACUUCGUGGUCUUACAUGGCUUAAUGAUGAAGUUGUCAAUUUUUAUUUGGCACUUGUAGCACGUGAUAGUGGUACACAAGGAAAUUUACGUGUAUAUGCAUUUAGUACAUUUUUCUAUUCGAAAUUAUCUAAAGAUGGACCAACACAUCCAAGUUGGGAUCGAUGGAUGCGACGAGGAAAUAUAACAUUUUUUGAAUAUGAUUUAAUAUUAAUACCAAUUCAUCAAGGCAAUCAUUGGACAUUAACUACAAUUGAUUUUCGUUCUCGUUGUAUUGGUUAUUAUGAUUCAUUAGGUGGAACAGAUGAUAUGUGUUUAGGUCGUGUUUAUGCAUUUGUUGAACAUAUGUAUGCAACAAAAAAACAAAUUGUACCAAUGCCUGAUGGUUGGCGUGUACAACCAAUGAAUAUGAUACCUGAACAAGCAAAUGGAAGUGAUUGUGGAGUAUUUGCAUGUCAAUUUGGUAAAUAUUUAGCACGUGAAUGGCCAUUAGAUUUUACUCAAGCACAAAUGGCACAAUUUCGUUUGCAAAUGAUUUAUGAAAUUUAUACAAAACAGCUUAUUGUUUGA